AUGCUGUCUAGCAUCAUUACCCGCGCGCGGCCCACGGCCACCAUUGCCAAGCUCGCCGGCGGCGUCUUCGUCGCUGGCUUCGCAGCCAAAUACACAAUGGGCAUGGCGCAUGCCGAAUCACCGCAGCCACCGUCACCGCCGCCGAACAAGGUCUUUGGACGCGCUGGCCUGGCGCUCGUGUCGCUGGUGCUGGAAGAUGCGCAAAUGGUCAACCACAACACUCGGCGCCUGCGGUUUCGCUUCGAGGACAAGGAGGCUGUCAGUGGAUUGCCAUUGACGUCGGCUUUGUUGACGUAUGCGUGGCCCAAGGGCAGCUGGACACCUGUGCUUCGACCGUACACGCCCAUUACGCCAGCAGAUGAGACUGGGCAUCUAGACCUGCUCGUCAAGCAGUACCCCGACGGCAAGUCCAGCACGCACCUGCACGGCCUGCAGCCCGGCCAGACGCUCUUCUUCGUCGCGCCCCUCGCCGGCCACCGCUGGCAGGCCAACUCGUACAAGCACGUCACCCUCAUCGCCGGCGGCGCCGGCAUCACGCCCAUCUACCAGCUCGCGCGCGGCAUCCUCGACAACCCGGCCGACAAGACGGCCGUGACGGUCGUCUUUGGCGUCAACAGCGACCGCGACGUGCUCUUCCAAAAGGAGUUUGACGCGUACCAGGCCAGGUUCCCGGGGCGGUUCCGCGCCGUGUACACGGUGAGCGAGCCGGUCGCGGACUCGCCGCACCGCAAGGGCCGCGUGACGCGGGAGCUCCUGGAGGAGGUGGCGCCGAGGCCGGGGCCGGAGAGCAUGGUGUUUGUGAGCGGCCCGCCGGGGAUGGAGACGGCGCUGGUGGGAUCGCGAACGGAAAAGGGGGUGCUGGAGAAGUAUGGAUACAGCAAGGCGCAGAUUUACCAGUUUUGA
Messenger RNA from Akanthomyces muscarius, 903 nucleotides. RefSeq lists its product as uncharacterized. NCBI's taxonomy places the organism in Eukaryota, Fungi, Ascomycota, Sordariomycetes, Hypocreales, Cordycipitaceae. The transcript is spliced from 3 exons. Bases 1 to 903 code for a protein of 300 amino acids. Gene Ontology annotation, molecular function: cytochrome-b5 reductase activity, acting on NAD(P)H. Gene Ontology annotation, biological process: ergosterol biosynthetic process. The record is from RefSeq and is a predicted model, not a curated record.